This is a messenger RNA of Letharia columbiana, 1440 nucleotides long. RefSeq lists its product as uncharacterized. The record is from RefSeq and is a predicted model, not a curated record. Gene Ontology annotation, molecular function: phosphoglucomutase activity. Gene Ontology annotation, cellular component: cytosol. The transcript has a single exon. The coding region runs from base 1 to 1440 and encodes 479 amino acids. NCBI's taxonomy places the organism in Eukaryota, Fungi, Ascomycota, Lecanoromycetes, Lecanorales, Parmeliaceae. Gene Ontology annotation, biological process: carbohydrate metabolic process.
AUGUUAUCAGGAAGCGAAAGGCUACUGGUGGAAUCCUGCUCACCGCCAGUCACAACCCUGGCGGUACGUCCUCCACUCUCUUAUUUUCGACCUCCAGCGAAGCACCGGCUAACAUGUUGCACAGGACCCAAGGCUGACUUCGGCAUCAAGUACAAUCUGACAAACGGUGCCCCGGCACCCGAAUCUGUCACAAACAAGAUCUUCGCUACCUCCAAAUCCCUCACCGAAUACAAGAUCGCCGAUAUCCCCACUGUUGACAUAUCGAAGAUCGGAACCAAGACAUACGGACCUCUGGAGGUCGAGAUCAUCGAUUCAACAGCCGACUAUGUGGAGAUGCUGAAGGAUAUCUUCGACUUCCCUCUCAUCAAGUCAUUCCUGGAAAGCCACAAAGACUUCAAGACUCUCUUCGACGCUUUGAACGGUGUGACUGGGCCUUAUGGUAUUGCAAUCUUUGAGAAGGAGCUAGGACUACCCAGCAGCAGCACCCAAAACUGCAUACCCUCCCCAGACUUCGGUGGUGGUCACCCAGAUCCCAAUCUAGUCUAUGCCCACUCUCUAGUAGAGGCUGUUGACAAGCACAACAUCCAAUUCGGCGCGGCUAGCGAUGGAGACGGCGACCGCAACAUGAUCUAUGGUGCCAACGCCUUUGUAUCUCCUGGAGACAGCUUGGCCAUCAUUGCUCACUAUGCCAAGCUGAUUCCUUACUUUCAAAAGCAAGGAGUCUACGGUCUUGCUCGGAGUAUGCCCACAUCCGGAGCCAUCGAUCUUGUGGCCAAGAAACAAGGUUUGCAGAACUACGAAGUCCCAACUGGAUGGAAAUUCUUUUGUAAUUUGUUCGACACCAAGAAGAUGUCGAUUUGCGGUGAAGAAAGUUUCGGCACAGGGAGCAACCACAUUCGUGAGAAGGAUGGUCUGUGGGCUGUCGUUGCCUGGUUGAACAUUAUCGCUGGUGUUGCAAAGGAGAAGCCUGGCGAGACACCUAGCAUCGCCUCCAUCCAACACGAGUUUUGGGGUAUCUAUGGCCGGACGUUCUUCACCCGCUACGAUUAUGAGGGCGUUGACAGUGACGGAGCAAACAAGGUCGUUGCGAAUCUGACUGAGCUCAUCACUACGAAGAAGUCUGAAUUCGUUGGGUCGACCAUCCAAGGACGCAAAGUGCUUGAGGCUGAUGACUUCUCGUACACUGAUCUGGAUGGCAGUGUCAGCAAGAACCAGGGCAUCUUCGUCAAGUUUGACGAUGGCAGUAGAAUUGUUGUCAGGUUGUCAGGAACGGGCAGCAGUGGUGCCACCAUUCGACUAUACGUUGAGAGACAUGAGGGCGACUCAUCCAAGUUCAAGUUGGACGCGCAGGACUACCUGAAGGAUAACAUACAACUCGCCGUCAACCUGUUGAAGCUAAAGGAAUACGUGAACCGGGAAGAGCCCGACGUUAAGACUUAG